Messenger RNA from Brienomyrus brachyistius, 2817 nucleotides. RefSeq lists its product as uncharacterized. The coding region runs from base 1 to 1020 and encodes 339 amino acids. NCBI's taxonomy places the organism in Eukaryota, Metazoa, Chordata, Actinopteri, Osteoglossiformes, Mormyridae. The transcript is spliced from 2 exons. The record is from RefSeq and is a predicted model, not a curated record.
AUGGAAACGUCUGAAAAGGAAUCAGAGAACACAAGGGACCUCCAGGUUGACGAGGAAAAGGCAUGUCCAUGCUCCACUCGGCAAAGGAGGCCCACAGAAAAGAUGCAAGCUUAUCUGGAGGAGGAGGCUCAAAGAAAGGAAAAACGGCUUCUCAAAGCUUAUGAUGAAUGGAAAAAACAAGUACGUGCAACACGAGAGCAAUUAAAAGGAGACAUAACAAACAGUGAAAUUGCUUCACUCAUGGACAUUUUAGAGAGUGAAAAGGAUAAUGUCAUAAGGUUGUAUAUAGAAAUUAGGGAAAUUAUCACUCCCUCCAGUGAUACUAGAAGACUCAUAGAUGCUUGUGAAGCAGUCACUAGAGACAUUAUCAAGGUUGCACUAGAAAGGCUCUCGGGCAUAGAAGACUAUGAUAGUGAUAAAGUGAAGCUACGUCUCCGCGAGCUUCUCCAUCAAGAGUACGCUCAAUCCAUCUACAGUUCCUCUCUCCCUCGAUCCAGUAAGUACUCUACUGCCAGUAAGUCAUGCUCUGCAAGCUCAGUAAUAGCUGGAAAGAGGGCAGAAGCUGCCACAGAAUUAGCAGCCAAAGAAGUAGAGUAUGAAGUGCUACUAGAAGAGGAAAAACAAAAGGAGAAAAUUCAACUCCUAGAGGAAAGGCAGAAUAAGGAGCUUGAAAUACAGAAACGUGAGUUACAGAGAUUAAAGGCUGAAAAGGAAGUAAAGGCUGCACGAGCUAGAUUAAUGACUUAUGACCAGGAAAUCAAAGGUGAGAAGAGUGUUCAUUCUGUUGACCAUAGCAGAAGGGAUCAGAAGCCCCCCGCAGUUUCCACUUAUGUUCAAGCUCCUACAAAUAAUGUAGUCUCCACCCCACCUCCUCAAGCAGACGUCAUUUAUUUAACUCAAGCAGUACAAGACAGUGUUAGGUUGAAGAAACUGUUAGUAAUCAUUUGUUAUCAUUUCUGUAUAAUCAGCAAUGAGUGUAAAUAUGUAUAUACAUUAUUUUGUUUUCCUUUACCUUCAUAAUUUAGAUUAUAUUAGUUUACAUGUAUCCUGAGCAUGUGUUUAAAUAGUUGUCUGCCUGAGGAAAACCAGAACUUCUUCUUACUCUCACAGUCUUUUCUUUGUUCUCACUCCAAGACCCCUGCCCCCCAUUGACUAUAAAUAAAGGUGCCAAGGGGAACCACCCUUUGUAACACAUUCCUUUGUAGCCUAGCAUGCAGAGAGUGUGGUUACCCUUGUGCAAGUAAAACUCUAAGUGUGUUGUCUCGUAAUUAAUGGUGUGUACAGAGUUGGAGUGGAAAGCCUGUCGCUUUCUCCAACAUAUACUGUAUUGUAGUUUGGUCCUGUGUGCAGAGUUGGAGUGGAAAGCCUGACGCUUUCUCCAACAUAUAAUUUGGUCCUUCGAGCCGGAUCCGAGGACACCUGACGACAUCGCCAGCGCACCGAGAGGAGCGACACCGAAGUCUGUCGACAGCCACUCGGAGACGGGUGCAAGAAAGACCUGUGACGUGAAUUCGUCAUCAGGCCGGUGGUUAGAACUGCGCUCAACGUCUGGUGAUGUCUGACGGACCUCGGUGGUGGAACACAGGCACACAGGACAGGAUAAUCUGCAGCCAGGAGAUUGGAUCCUGGUCAAGGUCCUGUUGCGAAAGGAUUGGAGCACUCCUCGGUGGGACGGUCCUUAUCAAGUCCUCCUCACAACACCAACAGCGGUGAAGAUAGCAGAGCGACCUUCCUGGAUACAUAAGAGUCACUGUAAGCCCAUCAAGCACGUAUCAGAGACCUCUGUACCUUCGGAGUAGCAGUGGAAGUCCGCUACAAAGGCGCAGCAAUCAAUAGGAUACUGACGUCUCAACCCGGUGAAGAAAACAGCUGAUCUGCACUCCAUUUAGAAUGGCUCUGAUUGGGUGGGGAUGUGGUAAGGUAACUCUCGGUGUAAUUCUCUUUAUGGGAAUUGUUGGUCUGCUUCUGCACUCACCAGAGCAGGUGUUUCAUCCACCUAGAUGGACACAUGAUGGUUCCUACCUGAGACCUAUCUCCACAAAUGAGACCCAUCCUUUCCUACAAAAUUACUGGUAUCGUUAUGUUUAUGAUUCAGCAAAGAAAGACAAUUUAACUAACUGUUAUGUCUGUACACAUAUGUCCCUGGAUCCCCAUGCCAGUCCCUCAUGGUUGAAUUGGUUUCUUACUGGGUCCUGGUGGCAGUUACUGCUAAAGUUCUCACUCCCCAUUCUUGUUACAUUAUUAUUUGUAUGUUGUUGUUUCAUUUGUAUUAUACCCUGCCUCCGUUCCAUGAUACAACAUACUUUUAGUUCUGUUUUUCUGCUAUACACUGCAGAAGAACGAAUGGAUUUACUAACCUUGUCUAGCCCUCUUAAUAAUGAUGAUGAUGUGAUCUGAAUGACGGUUGUGCUGAAAGUGUUUUUGCAAUUUGUACAAUACUGAUGCUUCUGAUCAUACUGUCAUGAUAAACAGGAGGGACUGUUAGGUUGAAGAAACUGUUAGUAAUCAUUUGUUAUCAUUUCUGUAUAAUCAGCAAUGAGUGUAAAUAUGUAUAUACAUUAUUUUGUUUUCCUUUACCUUCAUAAUUUAGAUUAUAUUAGUUUACAUGUAUCCUGAGCACGUGUUUAAAUAGUUGUCUACCUGAGGAAAACCAGAACUUCUUCUUACUCUCACAGUCUUUUCUUUGUUCUCACUCCAAGACCCCUGCCCCCCAUUGACUAUAAAUAAAGGUGCCAAGGGGAACCACCCUUUGUAACACAUUCCUUUGUAGCCUAGCAUGCAGAGAGUGUGGUUACCCUUGUGCAAGUAAAACUCUAA